Triticum aestivum (bread wheat) is the source of this 3641-nucleotide messenger RNA. RefSeq lists its product as uncharacterized. Lineage: Eukaryota; Viridiplantae; Streptophyta; Magnoliopsida; Poales; Poaceae. The coding region runs from base 430 to 1548 and encodes 372 amino acids. The record is from RefSeq and is a predicted model, not a curated record. The transcript has 3 exons. Gene Ontology annotation, molecular function: protein binding.
CCAAAUCCCCUCGGUCCGUUCCAUUCCGCCACUAGGGUAAGUGGCCGCCGGUCCGCUGCCGCCGCCGCCGCCGGCCGACGCGUCCCUCUUCCUCCUCCGCCCUCCCGCCCCUGAGGCCGCAGGAUUCGAGGUACCUUCACCGCCCCGGGGCUCGACUCGUCGCCGCCGCCGCCAACGGGUUCGCAGGACGUGUGCCCCCUGACCCCGCGCGUCACUCGCCGCUCCUCCCCGUCAACCACCGCCGGCCGGAGCGCCUCCCCACUUCUCCACCGCCAGCUAGCCCCCCGCCCGCCCCUCUUCCCCAACCCUGCUGGUUCGACAAGCAGCCUCACCGUCGCCUGCUCCCUGCGCCGCCGCCCCGUUCCCCACGCAGUGCUACACAGACCUAGCAGCUUGCUACCUCUGAAGGAAGAAAACCUUGCGGCCAUCAUGCCAGCAGCACCGCCGCCGACGCUCCCUGAGGAGCUUGUCGAAGAGAUCCUCUUCCGCAUCCCGCCCAACGAGCCUGCCGGCCUCCUUCGCGCCUCCCUCGUCUGCAAGUCCUGGAGCCAGGCUGUCUCCCAUCGCGGAUUCCGGCGCUGCCUCCACGAUUUCCACGGGGCACCCCCUGUGCUCGGGUUUCUCCAUGAUUGGGACGACGAGGACAUCCCCGACUUCAUCUCCGCCACUGUGUCGCCCUUCUCCCUUGCCGUCCCAGACAGGUGGCUCUGGCAGGCCGUUGACUGCCGCCACGGCCGCGCCCUCUUCCUCUCUGAUGACCCUGAUGCUGAGGAACUCCUGGUGUGGGAGCCAAUCACGGGUUCCCAGCAGCGUGUGCCAGUGCCCGUGAUGUCUGAUAUCGGCCGCACAACCGCCGCAGUGUUCUGCACAGCAGACGGGUGCGACCACUGCAACUGCCAUGGGGGCCCUUUCUGCGUUGUCUUCGUCUUCUCCGUCGACAGCGAAGAUCCUGACGACGGGGAAUAUGACACGGCGGCAUGUGUAUACUCGUCAGAGACCGGUGCUUGGGGCGAGCUGACCUUGAUGCAUGGGGAGUUCUACAUGCAUUUCACAUAUUAUUCCAGUGUGCUUGUUGGGGACUCUUUGCUCUACUUCGUGACUGAUGGUGGGUUGAUCCUGGAGUAUGACAUGGCAAUGCAUGGGCUGACUUGGUUCAAGGCACCAUACUCUUGCUACUCUAAGGGUAUACCCAGUUACAUUCUCAUGCCGGCGGAGGACGGUGGAUUGGGACUCGUUGAAGAAUUGGAUCCGCAUCUGCAGUUGUGGUCAAGGGAGAUGACUGAUGCCCGAUGGAUACCCAGCCGGAUUAUCAACUUGGGAAGUUUGUCUCUAAAUGGUGCUCAAAUGGGUGCAGUAUGUCCGGUCCACGUGUUGGGCUUUGCGGAGGGAGUAAGCGUCAUUGUUGUGACCACGGCUGCCGGCCUCUUCACAGUUCAAAUACAAUCAGAGGAGAUAACCAGGGUGUGCGAUGAUCAUGGAUAUGGUGACCUGAUUCCUGUUGUUGGCUUCUACACUCCUAUGCCCCGAGUGGCAGAAGCGGAAGCAUAAGCUAGUGGGUCGCAUUGAAGAUGGUGAAUCCUGGAGUGCGGCCUGAUCGACAGAGGUGGAGUUGGCCUCGUAUGUUCCUCACAAUUUUGUGCCAUCUAUCUGAUCUUGUCGUGGGUUGAGGAUCUUGUUAAGCCACUGGGCCUUUUGGUCUUUUCCUUGAAAUUACACCAAACAUAUUGUUUUAUUUUCUCUUGGAGCCACCAUGCUUUCUCAAAUAUGCACAAUCCUCACUCUGAACCCACCUAUUCUAGGACAGGCUGUGCCAGAUCUUCUCAAUUCUGGAGAGCCUUGCAUGCCAUAAAAAAGAUGGUUUAAGUCAGGGUUGGCUUAUAUGGGUGGGAAUUUCUUUUUAGACAUGAUGUCUGGCUGGUGGACACACCUUUAGGAAUUCAGUUCAGUACCCUGUUUUCUUGUUGUGACUUGUGAGCAACAAAAUGAGGUGGUUUUAUCCUUGGUGAAUGGGAACUACUUCAAGGUUUGCUUCCAGUUAGCGGUGUGGUGGCUUUAGCUGGUGGUUUUCAUUUUGUCCAGAGUAUUUUGUCAGCUUGCGACGCGCACCUUUUAUUUUCUGGCUGUUUUGCGGGAUCUAUCUGGUGUUUCAGAGCGUCGAUGGCCUCGUAAAGCUUUCAGUAAAAGCUGGGCCUUGGGGUCUUUCCUGUAAAAUACACCAACUGUCAUUUCAUUUUGUUCUCUCAGCCAUACAUGCACACUCAUCUGGACACUCACAAAUUAUAUAUGCUCUUAUCAAGUGCGCAAUCCAGGAAUGGACAAUAUAUAAUAGUUGUGCUGCAGCUUAAUAGUAGUGUUUACGUAUCUGAAUAGCAAGCAGUAAGUCAGGUUUUUCAGAGUUAACAGGCUAGGUAGGUAAGGAUGAAGCAACAGCUGUAGCAACGUUUUCUUCUCAGGUCCUUGCUUGCUACAACUGAACUGCAUUUUAACAAUUAAGUUUCAGCCCUGUAAGUAAAGUCGACAGCAGGAGGGAACGAAAACAGAGGAGGCGGGUGGUGCCCCCAACGCCGUGUUUCAAAUCUUGGACCAUAGCUUCUUCCUCAGGGUUCAGGUUUGUCAGCCUCUUGACGCACACCUGCGUAGAAAAACCCAAAUCAUCCAUCAUCCACAUGUAAUGUACCAUGUUUAAAGUCAUGGAUCACGACCACUGGAUGUAAUCAAUUUCCUCUGAAAUCGUGGACCAUAUGCGUCGAGACUCACUGCCGGUUCCUUUUGUUGUUUGGAUGAAACAACCAAUUUAACUUCUGAAUGCAGAUUUCUACAUUCAUCCUUGGCUGUGAAUUGUUCUGCAUGCAGAAACACAUCAAUCUAAAAUGAAAGACUAGGAAAAUGAUGAACAAGGUAAUUUCUACAUUCAUCAUGAAACUCGGAAAAUGAUGAGCAAGAUAUGACUGCUCAGUAGUUACUUUGAGUCUGUUGGUCGACAGUUAAAAGCCAGCAGAAACUCUGACAGUUGAGACACAAACAUUAUCAUCAUACAUACUCCAGAAUGUCCACCCUUCUCCAACGGCGGUACCGAUACCUCUCUAACAUUACGCAUGUUGCUCAGCCUCGUGCAUCGUGGCUCGAUGCGUUGCGUUCCACGGUUUAACAUUCUAUCUAACAUGACGAUUACAGAGCUGCUUUGAUCUGGACUCUUGGAGUCACCAUGGUUUCUCAAAAAUGCAUAAGUCUUUCUUGACAUGAUGUCUGGGCAAGGCUGGCUGGGGGGCACACCAUUAGAAAUUCAGUUCAGUACCCUGUUUUCUUGUUGUGACCUGUGAGCAACAAGAUGGGGUGGUUUUAUCCUUGGGGAAUGGGAACUACUGCAAGGUUUGCUGCCAGUUAGUGAUCUGGUGGUUUUCAUUUUGUCCAGUGUCUUUUGUCAGCUUGCGACGUGCAACUUUUAUUUUCUGACAGUUUUUGUGUGAUCUAUCUGGUGUUGCAGAGCGUCGAGGGCCUUGUAAAGCUUUGAGUAAAAGCUGGGCCUGGGGGUCUUUCCUCUCAAAUACACAAACUGUCAUUCCAUUAUCUUUUCUCUGCCACGCAUGCGCACCCAUCUGGACACUCUUAGUCAGAAAUUAUAUAUGCUCUUAUCAAGGGUG